CCAAAAGCCCAAUACGCAUCAUAUUGGCAUGGUCUUCGCACGAGCAAAACCACCAUACACAAUGAUGGCGUCUCAGCUCUCAAUGAUGAUCUGAAGCAAAACAUGAACAGCUUCUUCAAUCCCAGUAGACCAAGCCCGCGGCCAUGGCCGAACAGGAAGAAGCAAACCAACAAAUCCGCCAUUUGUAUUUGCUCCGUCUCUCUACUUGCUGUCUUGUUCGUAUUCGUCUUCUUCAUCACUUACUCCGAGAUACCCAAAUCCCUCUUCUCGAUCUCCGCCUUUUCUGGAUCCGUCCAAUUCCCUCAGUGCAGAUCCGAGAUACUAUCCCGAACUCUUCUAGGGCAGAGGUUUCUCUGGUACGCUCCCCACAGUGGAUUCAGCAAUCAGCUGUCAGAAUUUAAGAAUGCGGUUCUAAUGGCGGGAAUUCUCAAUCGGACUCUAAUCGUUCCUCCGGUUCUGGAUCAUCACGCCGUCGCUCUCGGUAGCUGUCCGAAAUUUAGGGUUUUGAGCCCGAGCGAGAUACGGGUCUCCGUUUGGAACCAUUCUAUUGAGCUUCUUAGGAGUGGCAGGUACGUUUCGAUUGCUGAUAUUGUAGACAUUUCGUCGCUGGUAUCUUCUUCGGCUGUUCGAGUCAUUGAUCUCAGGUUCUUCGCAUCUCUACUGUGUGGUGUUGACUUGGAGACUCUGUGCUCUGGUGAAUUAGCUGAACAGUCUCAGGCUUACGAAUCCCUGAAACAGUGUGGCUACUUGUUAUCUGGAGUUCGUGGUAACGUAGAUAAAUGUUUGUAUGCUGUGGAAGAAGAUUGCAGAACCACAGUUUGGACGUAUAGAAACGGAGAUUCUGAUGGAAGAUUAGAUUUCUUCCAGCCUGAUGAGAAGCUUAAGAAGAAGAAGAAGAAAAUGUCUUACGUGAGAAGGCGCCGAGAUGUGUUUAAGACUCUUGGACAUGGUACAGAAGCUGAGUCUGUAGCUAUUCUGGCGUUUGGGAGCCUCUUCACGGCUCCAUACAAAGGCUCAGAGCUUUAUAUCGAUAUCCAUAAAUCUUCAGAGAUGAAAUCUUUGAUUGAGAAGGUCGAUUUUCUUCCUUUUGUUCGAGAGAUAAUGAGCGCAGGGAAGAAAUAUGUCUCGGAAACAAUAAAGGCACCGUUUCUUUGCGCGCAGCUUAGACUGCUAGAUGGCCAGUUCAAGAAUCACAGGGAGAGCACGUUUAUGGGUUUAAACCAGAAGUUGGAGUCUUUGAGUGUGAAGAAUCCUGGUCCUGUUCAUGUGUUUGUAAUGACGGACCUUCCUGAAAGCAACUGGACCGGAACUUACUUGGGUGAUUUGUCUAAGAACUCUACAAAUUUUAAGCUCCAUUUCUUGAGGGAACAAGAUGAAGUAGUAGUGCGGACACAACAGGGGCUUGCUUCCGCUAGCCACGGCCAGAAAUUUGGGUCUAUUCCGAUGAGUAUGGACAAUAUAAAGAAGAUGCAGAAGCAUUGUUCUCCUCGUAAAGUAUCCAAUGUGCAGCUUUACAUAGAGGAAGCUGUUUGCAGCUGUGCUUCACUGGGUUUCGUUGGUACUGCAGGGUCGACAAUAGCUGAUAGUGUAGAGAUGAUGAGGAAAUCCAAUGCUUGUAGUAGUAGCAGU
Thlaspi arvense is the source of this 1629-nucleotide messenger RNA. The record is from the annotation of a GenBank genome assembly. Lineage: Eukaryota; Viridiplantae; Streptophyta; Magnoliopsida; Brassicales; Brassicaceae.